Molecule: messenger RNA, 1895 nt
Organism: Cucurbita moschata (crookneck pumpkin)
Lineage: Eukaryota; Viridiplantae; Streptophyta; Magnoliopsida; Cucurbitales; Cucurbitaceae
Product: heavy metal-associated isoprenylated plant protein 35-like
Exons: 2
Coding region: 111-1082 (323 amino acids)
Molecular function (GO): metal ion binding
Source: RefSeq, a predicted model, not a curated record
AAUGCCAUGGACUGAUGGCUUGUCGACUUUAUAGUUUCACAUUCAAUCUCUCUUUCUGAACCAGAAGGUUUUGGUGAUUCAUCUCCUACUGAACUGGGACUUUCCCUCCAAUGGCUGUAGUAUGUUCUGAAGCAGCCUCACAACGACUCAGAGCACAGGUAAAAUGCCUACUCUUCCUAAGCAAGUUUUUAACUUUCUUUUCGUUGUUCUUCUCCUCAGGCAUCUCUCAGCUCAUCCCCUUCUUUCCUUUACAGGUUUGGGUUUUGAAAGUUUCUAUUCACUGUGAAGGGUGCAAGAGGAAGGUUAAGAAGGUUCUGCAGAGCAUUGAUGGUGUUUAUACGACUAUCAUUGACUCAGACCAACAGAAAGUCACGGUCACUGGAAAUGUUAGUCUUGAAACGCUGACCAAGAGGUUGGCCAAAGCAGGUAAACAUGCGGAAAUAUGGCCAGAAAAGCAAGGGGGAAAAGAGAAACAACUCAUCAAGAUGUUGGAGACUAACAAAGGCAACAGCCAAGAAAAUGGAAGAAGUCCGGGUACUAAUAAAGCUUCAGCAAAGAAGGUUGGGUUUAAGGUAAACCCUGUUGAGAACAAGCGUAAAGAACAGAAUGAAAAGUCUAAGAAUAUUGAAAGCUCUUCCAGAAGUCCUUCGGCGGGGUCAUCCGACUCCAAGGAGAAUGCUAUUGGACAUGAGGGUUGUUCUCCAGACAAAGGUGGUGCAGGGAAAAGUGGUGAAAAGAAGGAAACAAAGGGGCAACCAGGUAUUAGUGAUAAAUCAGGUUCAAACCACCAAAAUGGACAUGGGACACUCAAUGUGGAUCCAGAUGUGGGCCACAAAAAGGCUAACCCACUGGCCCAACAAAUAUACACGGGUCCAAAAGGUUGUUUUGUCCCUCCACCUACUUUGGGGUUAAAUUACAAUGCGCCGCAUUUAGGUAAAGGCCUUGAAUUUCUUUACAGUGUCCCACCGAUUCCAUUUUCAUAUUCAAAUGAUCAGACAGAAAAUUACGAGGAUCAAGCAAAGUCACAGGCCUACAUGGAUUAUUUCAGUGAAGAGAAUGCCCAUGGAUGCUUCAUCAUGUGAUCUACUAAUAUCGAGCCAAUAUCAAAUCAAGGACAAAACAAGAUGAUUUGAAGUGCAGGUUUUAAUGUAGUAAAACAGCUGAGGAUGAGUAUAGAUGUACAUGAGUGAGAUCCUAAAUGACAAGAAGGUUAACAAGUAGAAAAGUUUUGAAGGGUUGGGUGAUUCUAAUUUUUGGGUUAAAAAAACUUCAGGGUUAGUAUGCUCUCUAAUGACUCUGACUAUAAGUAAUCUAGAAAAGUAUUCAAUUUCAAUAUCAUCCCAAAAAGUUUAUUGAUUUGAAAAUUUUCAUCUUGAGAUAUUUUUUUUCUAGCUAGAACAAAUCAAUUUAUAUUACACCAUGUACACUGUAUAUCCCAUACAGUAUAAUGCAUUUGUGGUUACGCUUUCACUAACAUUCUAUUCUCCACUCAAAUCCAAAGCCCAUCUAACGUUAGCAUCUAGAGCUAACUCGGCAAAAGGUAAAUAGAGAUAAUGACAAAAGAAGUCAAAAUAGUAUGUAAUUGCUAGAGUUUUUCCAUCUUCUUGGACCCAAGCAAUUCAUAAGAAAAUGAUAGUAUUAGCAUUCUCAGACCAUUUUUUCCUAGUAUUUUGUCCAUCUUGGACCAACCAGUUUGCCGGUAAGUGUAAUUUAGCAGCUAUAACUAGUGAAGAGAGAUGAUGACAAUUCCCUGUGAUAUUUACAGGCGAACUUUACAGGGGAGAAGGGAACCAUAAACCAUCACAAUCACUAGGAAAGCCACAUGUAAACAAAAGUCAAUGCCGAAACCUGGAAAUGUUCUUAGCAGCCAAGCCUUUGUGGGAUCCAAAACUAAG